Molecule: messenger RNA, 3040 nt
Organism: Tetranychus urticae (two-spotted spider mite)
Lineage: Eukaryota; Metazoa; Arthropoda; Arachnida; Trombidiformes; Tetranychidae
Product: catenin beta-1-like
Biological process (GO): cell adhesion
Molecular function (GO): cadherin binding
Source: RefSeq, a predicted model, not a curated record
AUGUCACGAGCGUUGAAUUCAUCUCGCACUCAACGGAUUAGAGCGGCAAUGUUUCCAGAAACGAUAGAUGAAGCCGGUGAAUUGCCAGUAAACAAUGGUACCAAUGGUAACCACACAAAUGGUAAUCAUACCAAUGGUAAUGCAAAUAAUAUAAAUAUGAAUAAUUUAACACUAAACAAUUCAAGCUCUGUUGUUAAUCGACUUGCUGAACCUGCUCAAAUGUUGAAACACGCAGUAACUAAUUUGAUUAAUUAUCGUGAUGACGCUGAAUUAGCAACUAGAGCUUUACCAGAAUUAAUGAAAUUAUUAAAUGACGAAGAUUCGGUAGUUGUAACUCAAGCAUCAAUGAUGGUUCAUCAAUUAUCCAAAAAAGAAGCCUCUCGACAUGCACUCAUGAACUCUCCUCAAAUGGUUACCUCUCUAGUCAGAGCAAUGGCGUCAACAACUGAUAUUGAAGUGACAAAAAAUGCUGCUGGUAUUUUACAAAAUUUAUCCCAACAUCGACAGGGUUUAUUAGCAAUAUUCAAAUCAGGUGGGAUUCCUGCUCUAGUCAAGCUUUUAUCUUCACCUAUCGAACCUGUUGUAUUUCACGCCAUCACUACUUUACAUAAUCUUCUUCUGCACCAGGAAGGAUCGAAAAUGGCAGUCAGAUUGGCUGGUGGGUUACAAAAAAUGGUUGCACUCCUAAAUCGUAAUCACGUCAAAUUUCUAACUUUGGUAACUGAUUGUCUUCAAAUAUUGGCUUAUGGAAAUCAAGAGGGAAAAUUGAUAAUCCUAGCUUCCGGCGGGCCUCAGCUUUUGGUCAACAUAAUGACUACUUAUAAUUAUGAAAAGUUAUUAUGGACAACUUCACGUGUUCUAAAAGUAUUAUCCGUAUGUUCAUCUAAUAAACCAGCGAUUGUUCAAGCGGGAGGAAUUCAAGCUUUAGCGAUGCAUCUUAACUCAGAAUCGAAUCGACUUGUUUCAAAUUGUUUGUGGACUCUGCGAAAUCUAUCUGAUGCGGCAACCAAAUUAGAUGGAAUGAAUGGUUUAUUACAGAAUCUGGUUCAUCUGUUGUCCACAAAUGAUCCUGGAUAUGCGAUUACUGCAGCAGGAGUAUUGUCCAAUUUAACUUGUAAUAAUCCAGUUAACAAAGCAAUCGUUUGUCAAGUUGGUGGAGUUGAAGCGCUGGUUCGUGUUGUUAUUCAAGCUGGUGAUGCUGAAGAAACGAUUGAACCAGCAAUAUGUGCAUUGAGACAUUUAACCAACCGCCAUCCAAGUUCAGAAGUGGCUCAAAAUGCCGUGAGAAUAAAUUAUGGACUUCCAGUUAUUGUCAAACUUCUCAACCCACCUUCUCGAUGGCCAUUGAUCAAAGCAGUUAUUGGGUUAAUAAGAAACUUAUCCUUAUGCCCUGCUAACCAUGGACCAUUACGAGAACAAAAUGUACUUCAGAGAUUGGUCCAGUUGUUGUCCAAAGCAUUUCUUGAAUCACAAAGGCACAAAGCAUCUGUAGCUGCUGCUGCUAAUGGUCCAGGAGGGGGCAGUGGAACUGGGGCAGGAACAACACUUUAUUCAGAAGGUGUAAAAAUGGAUGAGAUAGUUGAAGGAACUGUGGGUGCUCUUCAUGUUCUUGCAAAAGAUCCACACAACAGAGCGAUAAUACGAAGUCUCAAUGUUAUACCAACCUUUGUUCAACUGUUGUACAGUGAGAUUGAAAAUCUUCAACGAGUGGCGGUUGGUGUCCUCUGUGAAUUGGCUGGGGACAAAGAAGGAGCUGAAAUGAUCGAAGCAGAAGCAGCCACAGCACCAUUGACCGAGCUUCUUCAUUCACGUAAUGAUGGUGUUGCUACUUAUGCAGCUGCUGUACUGUUCAGGAUGUCAGAAGAUAAACCAUCUGAUUACAAGAAAAGACUAUCAAUGGAAUUAACUUCGUCUUUAUUCCGUGAAGAUGCAAGUAACUGGGUGGCUGGACCAGGCGAAUUAGAUAUGAACUUGAUAGCAGUUGAUGAUGGUUUUUCAAGUCACCUAUUUUCUGAGCCCUUAGCAGCGGGAGUUGGAGGAGGUUCAGCUUCAGUUCACUCAACAUUAUCUCGAUCUAACCCUUACUCAACCGGAGCCGGAGGUGCUGGUGGAGCCGGAUUAGGCCCAGGAGAUCUAAUGACUGGUAUUACAAACAGGACAGGUUAUCCAACUAACACUAUGAAUCCUUCACUAGAGUCAACAGUUACUUUUGAUCCCCUCAUGACCAACGGACAGCAAAAUCUAGGUACUCAAGGUAAUCAGGGUACAACGAUGAAUCCUUCAGGUCAAUCAUUAGAUAAUACAAUGGCAGCUUGGUAUGACACUGAUUUAUAAAAUUCAACUCUUAAUCAUUUAUGUUAACUUCACAUGUGUCAAUUUUUCAUUCUUCAACAAUAACCUCAAUGACUCAUUACCAUAUUCAUCCAUCAUAAUUUAAUAGAUCAUCCGAUAGAUGUCAUAAUCUCAUCUUAAAUCAACUCAAUAUCAGUUGAAAAAACACAAUCAAGUGAAUCUUUGUGAAUAAUUGUAAAUAUUAAUUGAAAGUAACGAAAAGGAACAAACUUAAUCAUGGAAAAAAGAAUUGAAAACUUACUCAAUUUAAACUCGAUUUUCAGGAAUCAUUUGUUUGCAAUAAUCAGAUUAGUUAAUGAACAAUUUUUUCCCAAAUCUUGGUAAAAUUAAAUUUGCAAAAAUGUUCAUUUUCAGCUGAAAAUUAUUUUCUUUUACAAGCAACUUUUGUUUAACUCACCAAAAGCAAAUCUUCUUGAAUUAUUAAUCUUAGCCUGGUUAUCAAUAAUCAAAUGAAUGAUUCCAACACUAAAUCCAUUUUAAUUGUUGUAAUUUCACCUACUAAAACUAAAUCAAUCAACUGUCGUCAUCUGAUUACGAACCAAAACAAUUGCAGAAAUACUCUUCUUUUAAUCAAGCUCAUAACUCAUAAUGAUUGAAGAAAACUGUCAUUUAUUGAAUUUUAAAUUAUUUGAUUAACUCAUAAAAAUGUCUAAUUUAACAUCAGAUUAAAAUAUUAAUCAUAAUAAAA